AUGCCGUCCCCCGCAGCCACAGUAGCCGCCAAGCCACCCAGCGCACACAGGGCCGCCGCCCCGCCAUCCAGCACCGCAUCCGCCCCCGCAGCCUCGCCGGUGAAGGCCUGGAGGGAGGACAUCGCCUCUGCCCCGAGACAGCACGACCUCGCGCAGGCCCGCAGGAGCCCAUCUGGGCCCGUGCGCGCGCCGCCAAGCCCCGCAACGCCCGCGCCACAGCACCACCGCCGCGCCCCGACCACGGCCAGGCCGCGCGCCACCACGGCCGCCUGCAGCCCCACCAGCGCCCAGCCGCCGGCCCACCGCGCCCGCCGCACCUCGACGCGCCCGGGCGAGCUCCUUCUCGCCAGGGGACGCGGGAGGGGGGAGAAACUGCCCCGCCGCCACCUUCCCCGGGGCGCGCACGGCUUUGCCGGCCCCCCUCCGGCGGCGGCGAAGCAAGGGAGAGGGUCGGGGUGGGGCUAG
Molecule: messenger RNA, 465 nt
Organism: Lolium perenne
Lineage: Eukaryota; Viridiplantae; Streptophyta; Magnoliopsida; Poales; Poaceae
Source: RefSeq, a predicted model, not a curated record